GCCGCCCCGCUCGGUGAGGGCAGCUGGGCCCGCGCCUCCUUCCGCCGCAGUCUCGGCCUCAGCCUGGGCGGCCUCCUGCCCUGCGAGAGGGGCGUCGCGGGCAGCGGCAGCGAUGAGCGUCGCGGAGCGGCCUGAGGAGAAGGAGGCGGCGGCGGCCGCGGCCGGUCCUGGGCGCUCGCUCGGUCCUAGUGAUGUAUCUCCAGAUGAAGGAGUAGUAGAAGAUCUGCCUUUAAUAGAUGAGAAAGCUGUGGAGCAGCUAACUGAAGGAUUGAUUUCUUAUUAUCUGCCUGAUCUUCAGCGAUCAAAAUCAGCACUACAGGAACUUACACAGAACCAAGUGGUAUUACUAGAAACAUUAGAACAAGAAAUUUCAAAAUUCAAAGAGUGCAACUCCAUUCUUGAUAUUGAUGCUUUGUUUUCAGAAGCUAAACACUAUCACAACAAGUUAGUGAAUAUUAGAAAUGAAAUGAUGAUGCUCCAUGAGAAGACAUCAAAGUUAAAAAAAAGAGCACUUAAGCUGCAACAAAAGAGGCAGAAGGAAGAACUAGAACGAGAACAGCAACGUGAGAAGGAACUUGAAAGAGAGAAGCAGUUAACAGCAAAACCUGCUAGGAGGACAUGAAAGCAGAGCAUGCAACAAUUUCUCCGAAUUAAUCGUUUCUGCAUUCUCUGGAUUUAAGGCAGACUUUGCUUAAACCGGGCUAUAGCUGUUACUAGUAACAGUCUACUCUCUGAUACUAUAAAUUCCACAACGAUGGUAAUAGUGUUGGUAACAUUCAAAUUUUUUCAUUUCAGCCAUUCAAGUUGCCUUCUUUUGUAAUGCUAUGCAGUUUGAUAUUAUAAUGUAAGUUAAUUUUUAUAUAUAUAUGUGUGUAUAUAGGAGAAAUUAGACAUCAUGGUUUUAAAUACCCAUUCAUUUUUUCAUCUGUUCUUCUGGUGUUUAUAAUUCUGAGAGAUAUUUGGUGACUGGCAUACAUGUUUUUCAGACAAAAUACAGAAUACUAGUUAAAAGUUCAGUUCUUAUCACCGGACUUCAGUGGCUGCCUAUUUCACUGAAACUGCUUUGAUUCAGGAAGUUGGGAUCGCUUUCUGAUGCCCUAGUUCAUAAAUACUGACUUUUUGUGCAGCCUUAGUUCGGUGCAUCUCUAAUGAACUGAAGAAACUUCCAGUGUAUUUGCCUGAAGGCUUUCUUUAUUGCAGCAGGCCUAUUUUUUUGUCAUCAAGUAACUUAAGAACAGCUUUAAAGUAACUUCCGAGUAAGUUCCCAGCUGAAUUGGGUGUGGAGGAGAAGCAGAACACUAAAGAUUCUCAAAAUUGAUGUGUGCACAAUGCAAAGAUUAAUGAAUUUGUGCUUCCAGAAACAUUGAGUCAAACCAGGGAACUGUUGCUUCUGUAAUGGUUCAACAGGAAGACUGUGUGGUCUAAGCAGAUUUCUGUGGGAUUAAAAGUUGUAGUUUUUUCAUCUUGUGUGACAAAAUAAAACAUAACCAAAACUAAACAAUUUCCACUUCAUGUGAAAUUCAGUUACCUGUAGGAGAAACUACUGCAUUUAAUUUUUUUCCUUAACAAAUGAUUCAUUUGCACUUGGGGGCUAUGUAAGAAAAUUUUUGUUAUGCUGCCCUCACCCAAAUUGAUGAUUAUUUGUGUAUACUGAUGAUAAAUGUGGAAUGGAAGUUGAUAUCCAUUUCUCUGAAUGUAAUUGCUUUCUUGCAGCACCUGCUGUGAACUCCCAUUCAAAUGAAUGUACAUAUUGUCUAGACUGGUAAAAGAGCUUUAAACUAUUUGUUCCUACAGUCUAACAAACUAGUUAUUUUAUAUCUGUGUUAUUUUUUACGUAGUAAUUUAAGUGGUGUGUUUUGAAGUAAGAUGAAGGGUAAGCUAUGUAAAGUUUUCCAUAAAAUAUGUAUGGUAAGGUGCCAGAGGGGCACAGUCAAUUUUACGUUUUCUUCCAUUUUAGAUGACUUACACAGUGUACACCUGCCUGGACUCUUCUGUAUUGUAAUUUUCUGAACUCCUAAUUUCCUGUUCUUAAUAUUUGUCAUCUUUUUCUGUGAAAGACGUACUCUAACGAGUAAUCAUCCAACAUGCAAGGUAAACUGGGAUAAUGUUUUGGGGCAAGGAGAACAAAGUACUUAAAGUAGUCGGAAGAGACACUGAAAUGCUGUUACUGAAGCAGUAAUAGAUUAAAACUUUCCACAGGUAUUUUUCCUUUAAA
This is a messenger RNA of Gymnogyps californianus (California condor), 2215 nucleotides long. It is a transcript of the gene BLOC1S6, whose product is annotated as biogenesis of lysosomal organelles complex 1 subunit 6. The transcript is spliced from 5 exons. NCBI's taxonomy places the organism in Eukaryota, Metazoa, Chordata, Aves, Accipitriformes, Cathartidae. The record is from RefSeq and is a predicted model, not a curated record. Gene Ontology annotation, cellular component: transport vesicle; extrinsic component of membrane; BLOC-1 complex. Gene Ontology annotation, biological process: intracellular transport. The coding region runs from base 113 to 622 and encodes 169 amino acids.